This is a messenger RNA of Xiphophorus maculatus (southern platyfish), 11355 nucleotides long. Its product is annotated as titin-like. Gene Ontology annotation, cellular component: nucleus. Bases 16 to 10605 code for a protein of 3529 amino acids. The transcript has 22 exons. The record is from RefSeq and is a predicted model, not a curated record. Gene Ontology annotation, molecular function: DNA binding; RNA binding; zinc ion binding. Lineage: Eukaryota; Metazoa; Chordata; Actinopteri; Cyprinodontiformes; Poeciliidae.
UGGCUGUUUUUGGACAUGUUGGAGGAAAAGAAGGCAGUCGGUUCUCCGCAGGAGAGAAAAGCUUCAAACAUUAGCAGAAAGAAAAUCCAGAGCUUCAACGCCAGAAACGGCAACGUUGCCUCAACCAACGGCAACGUCAGCAAUCAUCCACAAAGCUUUUCUUUGCUUUUGGAGAAUUGUGCCCCGUGUCCUGCUCCAGGGGUCCUAACAACCCCACUUCUCAGCGGACUUCCUGGGAGCGCGUCACUGACAGGAAGGCAAGCUGCUUCUUUGCAGUUGGCCCAGCUGAAGGCUCAGCUAGCAUUAACGCAGAUGAACAAUGUUCUCGCUGUUGGUGGCUGUGCUCCAACCUUGACAUCAAACACCCAUAUACCUGCUCUGGGGUUGCCCACAAAACCACCUUCGCCAACUGCUGUGGCCAUCAAUCUCCUGAACCUUCUGAAGAUUGCCAACACUAUGUCUCAUCCGAUGUAUAAUCCCUUUGCCCCUGGCAAACAGAUGCCAUCCCAGGGACCUUAUGGACUCUCUGGUGGGCAAAUGGAGAUGGAUCCUCGGAAGCCACCGCCUCACUUUGGCUCUGGUUCCAACUUCAGCUCUUCUGGAUCUUCUGGUCUUACCCGUGGACUCUCUGGAGGACCUAUACCAUCCAUUAUGUCUUUACCAGGAAACUACAGACCGGAGAGGAAUAAGAUUACCGUGGAUGACGACAUAGACAGAUGUUUGGACUUGAAUAUCAGUAGAGCCAGGGAAGAGGUGAUACAAACUUCCUCAAGCCAAAAUACCCAAUUUACUAACGUUCAAAGAGACAUAUUUCCUUCUUCAAACAAAGGAAUGCCUUCAUAUUUGACAUCUCCUGCUACUCUAGUAAACAGAUCAUUUACUGUGGACAGCAGUAACAACAGUUUGGACUGGUUGCCUAUAUGCCAGAGGGGUUCAGAGGAAGAGUCGUCAAAAAAAUAUUCAUCUGCGUCCUCCAGCUUCCUAAGCAGUGGUGCAAGUCUUUUCAGUACCUCCAGUGAAGGAAAACAUAUGUCAUCCACUCCAGGUUUGGGUGACUAUGACAUAAAAAGACCAGCUAAGUCUGUGCCUCCUCCGGAGCCCAUUCGCCCAAAGUAUACUUCAGAAUCAGCCUCUAACAUCCUCCUGCACUUUGGUCUUGAAAAAGAAGACUUGGAACACCUAAUCUCUUACCCUGAAGACCAGAUAACACCCGAGAACCUGCCUUUCAUUCUAAGACAAAUCAAGCUGGAGAAAGAAAAGAAAGCUGCAACUACUGUUCAAUCCAAACCCUACAGUGCAACUCAACCCAUCAGAAGUAUGGGUGAAAAUGACAAGUUUAUACCCUCCAUAAGAGCAGGGUUCAAUUCAGAUCAAAUAUCAUCCACUGUUCUUAAACCAAGUAAAGUGAUUGAAUAUGGACACACUGGCAAAUAUACCACAGGGGUUGGGAAUGAAGUUGGAAGAACUAUUAGCAGUUCAGCUGUGACUUGUGCGGGUGGAAGUUUGUUGUGUACGGACACUUUCAAACCUAGCAGCCAUGUCAGAGAUCCACUUCAAAGAUGCCAGGGAGAGCUGAAAACUGGACCAGUUGUCUCUUCACAUAGCCAGAUGAGUGCUGUCUCCACUGUUGACUCACUGAGGAGCCCUGUGGCAUCAACAAGCAGCGAUCUAUCUAAAAAAUUGGGAGUCCAAACAAGCCAAAAUUCAACGUCGCUGUUCCCAUCUUUUGGAUUGCUGAACAAAGACACAGAAUUAAGACUACUCAAGCCAGAAGACCCCCAAAUUCCUUCCCCAAAGCAGCCGGAGCCAGUUCGCCAGGCAUCCACUCAACCCCAGCCAUUCAAUCCACCCUGUAAUUUAAGUCGUGGAGUUCAUCCUGGGCGUCCUGGCCUUGUGCUUAUUCACAGUAAUGACUCUCGCAACAAUAAUAAGAGCAAAACUCAAGGUCAAGGAUUAAAAGCUCCUGAACAGGUGAAUAAGAUACCAGCACAACAGCAGCCAAUUCAGCAGACUCUACAGCAUCAAGGACCGCCACCACAGAAGCCACAAUUUCAAAUGCAUCUGCAGCCGAUUCCGCCGCUGAAACAAGUACAACAAGGUCUUCCCUCUUCCAUGCCACCCCGGUUGUCUCUCUUUCCAGUUUGUCCUGCUCUACCUACACCAGCCCAAGUUCCAAUCCAUCCUCCUCUUCCUAUGCCAGCCCCAAUGCUACUUCGUUCUUCUAUACCUACACCAGCCCAAGGCCGGAUGGAUGCUAUGCCUCGUAUGCCGCCUCCAGUUUUCAAAGACCAGACAUCAGUACCAAAGAUGGGUCCGUCUAAACUACCAACACCGGCCAUGAUGCAGGACUACGCCGCAGCAACACCAAGACUAUUUCCUCAUACCUGUUGUCUUUGUAUGAAAGAAUGUACCAAUAUGAAGGACUGGCUCUCCCACCAGAACACUAGCCUUCAUCUCGACAGCUGCAGACUGCUGAGGUUACGAUAUCCUGAUUGGGAUGGGACUACACUGGAGUUAUUGAGUGGUCCGGGUAAAGGUACCCAAGCCUCCCCCACAGCUCUUGGCCAGAGUUCCCAUGAGACUCGUUCCCAUUCUCUCAGCCCUCAUCGCCAACGUGGAUCAGGGGAUAGCAAGGAAAGUCCACACCACCAUUAUGGGUCAGAGAGUAGAAGACAAAAACGUAGCAGCCGCUCUAGAUCACGUAGUCCACAACGCCAUUAUUCCUCUGAUGGUCAAAGAGAGAGACGAAGUAGCAGAUCGCCACAUACUUCCAGACACUCUCGCAGGUCCCGCUCUCGUUCCUAUGAUCGCCCAACCUCGUCUCACCACCGCUCACGUUCAAGAAGUUACGAGAGGCGAUCACCUCCCAGGAAGAGGGAAGCCAAGCGGUCGUCACCAAGGAGAAGCUAUGAGCGUCGAUCAUCUCCAAGAAGAAGCGAUGAGAGACACUCGUCACCAAGGAGAAGUCGUGAGGCGUGGUCACCAGCGGAGAGAUCCGCACCUCAGCAUAAGGGGUCCAGAAGUGCUGACAGACUGGCUAAGAGACUCCUGGAAACAACAGCUGUCCAAUCUUUGUCCAAACAAUCUAACCUGGAGGCCAUGGUUAAAACACUGGCUCCUGCAUUGCUGGCUGAACUGGCUAAGAUGAAGUCCUCUUCCAACACAGAGAAGAAGACAUUUUCUGCUAAAUCAUCUAAAGCCACAUCCAGCCAUCCAAAGAGCGGGAAAAGCUCUUCAGCAAAGCCUAUGACUGCUGAGUCCCUAUCUGCUGGCAAAGUGAGGCUCUCUAGCGUUUCCGCUUCCCUUUCCCAUGAUGACAUUUUUGAUGCCUUGGAGAAAUUUGGAAAAGUCAAAGAAGUGAUUAUAGCAAGAGCAUCACUACAGGCAGUCAUCCACUUUGAGAAAGAGUCAGAUGCAGAGAAACUGAAGAAAUUACAAUGCUUGCAAGUGAAAGGACUGACUGUCUAUGUUGACAAAAAAAUGAACGUUGUUUCCAAGAAGCCUCAGUCGGCGCAGAAGUCAGCUUCACAGAAAAAGUCUGCAGAGUCCAGUACAACAUUCACUGGAAAAGAUAAGACACCUGCAAUACCUGGGGCUAAAACCAUCACAACAGGCAAAGUUGCUACAAAAGCUAAGGGUCUCCCCAUCAAACAGGUAGCUGUAAAGAAACUCAAUACAGCUGGAAAAUGUGCAGUAAAACCAGUUGGAGUUAAAACUACAGCGGGUUCAGGGGUCCAAAAAACUUCAAGUCCAGUAAAGACUUCUGAUGCCGAUGAUUCUAAAGAUGAAGCAACAAACACAAAACCUGAAAGUGAUGAAAUACAAUCUGCUGAAACUCCCAGUGAGACUGCUGAGGUGUUGAAGACGUCGGAUACAACUGUCAGUGAUGAAGAUAAAGAGGAGAAAAUGGCGUCUCAGGUGAAGGAAGUGACUCCUGAAGCAGAAACAUCGUCAGACCCGGUGAAGGCUGAAACCCAACCUGACACUUUGGGUGUGAAGGACUUGGAGUCCAAAUCAGCACCAUCAGAAAACCAGCUGGCUGCUGCCAAAGCAAAAAGCGAAGAGCUCCCCCUGGUGACCAAAACUGUGGACACAGUGGAAACCUCUGAAGACAAUCAAGUAGAAGAAUGUCUCAAAGUGGAUUCUAUAAGAAUCAAAGUUGAAGAUGUUGAACCUGGAAAGACUGAACCUGAAGAACCCAUAGAAAUUUUGAGUUCUGCUGAGUCCAAACACCAAGUUUCAGAAACUGUAACACCAGCAGCUAGAGUUAAAACUCCACCAUGUUCGUCGUCUCCAUGUAAAACCUCUGCUGAUCCACCUCAAACACAGCAAGCCACUGUGAAAACUGAAGAAAUGUUAGUGGCAGACUCAUCGCAGGUCCAGCCGUGUCCGAUGGAGGAAUCAGAACCCCCAGCAAGAAAGUUAAAGACAGAAACUGAGCAACCACAGUCUCCAAAGAAGACAGAAACAAAGCAGAAAGAUGUAAGCAGUCAUCUGACACCAGAACCUGUGAGCGACGUUGUAGCCGUGAAGCUUGAGGAACCAACAUCUGCCGGAAAGAAGACUGCUGAUGGCGCAGCGGCACCAGCUGACGUUUUCUCCCUCACAGCCACGGUGAAGACAGAAAAGCAGGAGCAACAAAAAGAAACAAAACACACACCAGAGAAAACUGUGAAGUCCUCAAUGCCUCUUUCAAAAGUUUCACAUAAUAAGAAACAACCUCCACCUCAAACCUGUGCCUCAGUCUCUCCAACGCCAGCAGAACCCAUCCAGUCAGGUUCUUUUAAAGCAGAUAUGAAGGCUGGAAAAAAUGAAACGGAGGUUGGUGCAAUCCCGACUGUGACUCGUAAAUCCAGUGAAAAUUCUGAGCAAAAGCGGUCACUCAGCGCUGCAGUCGUCCCUGCAGAAAAACAAACCGCGCCUGUUCCGUACACCUCCACCAUGUCAGUCACAGCUUUGGGCAAACCGGAGGACAAUGCUGAACUUCCUCAGAUAAAUGAAGAUUUUUUCAGGGCGCUCACAACAGCACUUCGUGAACACAGACUAAGACAGGGAGAAAAGAAAACAAGUGAAGAGAGUUUCACCAUAAGCAAAACAACCUCUGAAGGUAUGCAGGAGGAAUACAUGCCACUCACAAAGGAUGAAAGCAAAGAGGAGGACAAUUACUCAGAUCCUUUUGAUGAGUUUGACUUUAACUUUGGAGACUUUGUGACUGUUGAUGAGAUUAGUGAAGAAAUGGAUGACACACUGGUUGAAGACACCUCUGUUUCAUUAGAGUCGAUAUCCAGAGAUACAACAGAAAGGCUGAGCCCAGAUGUGUCCUCUGCUGCCAGUAAGACCUCAACAAGGUCUUCAAAAGCCUGCAAAAGCUCAACUUCUUCCUCCUCCAAGUCUGAAAAAGGCAGUGACUCUUUAAGUUCCAUGUCCGAGUCCAAAAACAAGCAGAAACUUUUCUCUGAACCUCCCAAAUUUGAAACCAAACCCUCAUUUGUUAGUGGCGCUAAAAGUAAAAGUUCCUCCCCCCCUUCUAAUUCUUUAAAAACUCCACUCUCCUAUGCUCAUAAAUCUCAGUCAAACAAGAGUAAGCCUCCUGUUAGGUCUUCAGAAACAUCAUACUCUGUUCGAAGUACUCGUUCAUUUGCAGCAGUCAUCAAAUCAUCUGUAGGAACACAGCAGGUGGGUGAAAGGGAUGUAAAACCUAAAGAGAUUGCAGUGGCAAAGUCUGACCACCAUGUGUCAGCAGAGAGCUGUUCUGCAAAUACUGUUGAGUCAGAGUUGAGGAUAAAAACAUCGAAGAUUCAACUCACAGAGGGACAGAGCUCACAGAUCCAGAAUCUGAAGACAGAUUUUAAAAAUGUGAAAGAGAUGAAGAAAAACGAAGUGAAGGAGAAGAAAAAAGACAUGGAUGGCGAAAGCACUGAGGAAAAAAGAGGCUAUAAUGAGAAUAAACGAAUUCUUGAUUCCUUCAAUGAAAAAUCUGAUGAACAGAAAAACAAGGAUGACAAUCAAGACAGAAGAACUGAAAUGCAAUUAUCUGGACCUGAGCAAGACCAGCUCAUUCAUCAAGGAGCUGAUAAUGACAAUAGUCCAUCAGAUGGAUGCCAGGAAAUGGAAGUAGAUGAGUCCACCAAGCUGCAGGACUGCACACUUAAACAUCAGGCUGCAACAACCUAUGAUGAAGAAACCAACCGGACUCCAAAUAGCAGUAGCGUAAAACAAAAUAAUGACGUUCGUUCAUCCGAGAGAGUCUGUGAAACCUCCAGAGAGGUUGGUCAGACCUCUAAUGAAGAAGACCAAAAUGACAGCAGACACUUUGACACUUUGAAAGACCAAAAACUUGUAUUUCCCACUGACCUUCUGUCUAAAGCAGAUGAUGAACCCACAAAUGAAGAGGGUUAUGAGGUCAUAGAUUCAUUGGACGAUCAACCAGCAACAACUGAGGCGGAAUCAGAAAUGGAGAAGAAGGAACAAAGAAGGAAAGAAAGCGCAACCACCUCUGGAGAUGAUAAACCGACCAGAAAAGGAUGUUCAAGGAGCCGAAUAUUUAAAAGUGAAGAGAAAGAAAAUUCACUAAAGAAACAGGACAAAACAAGAACAUAUGUGGCACGAACAAAGGACAGCAAGACGGAAAAAGAAAAGAGUCUCGAGGAUUUUGAGGAAAUGGUCUAUGAAGUUGUGGACUCCAUUGAAGACGAGUCUGUUAAAGAGCCCUCAACCACAGGGAGAUGUAGUAGCAGACGAACACCAAGAGGAAACAAAAAAGAUGAGAAGACAUCAACCCCGGUAGAAGACACUAAAAAAUCUGAUGACGAAGAAGAGGAUGUGUUCACAGUUUUAGACUCUGUGGAAGAAGAAAGUCCCAAUGACAAACAAGUGGUGACGAGAUCGACUAGAGGAAGAAGACAAAACAUAGCAAAGAAAGUUGAACAAAAUACUAAAACAAAAGAAGAUAAAACCCCCACAAGAAGAAGAUGCACACCAGUCAGAGAUUCUAAGGAAAAAGAAAAAGAGAAAACUCCAAAAAUAGAUGUUCCUCUAAAGGAAAGUGCACUAACGAAGAGUGACUCUGGUGUACCAAGCACUGGUGAUGAAGACACUAUCUGUAUGGAAUUGGAUGCUGUUGAGUAUGACCAACCAACUACACAGAAACCAAGAAGAGGAAGAUCAAAGGACAAUAAAACAAGUCAAAAACAAAGUGAGGAAGAAGAGCCUGUUUAUCAGAUUGUAGAUUCUCUUGAAGAAGAUCAAGAAAAUACCAUGACUGUGACAUCCAGUCUUCAGGAAAAAAGUGAGACAAACGUUGAAAUGACUGCAGAUGUCAACAUUGUUUCACUUAUCAAAGUGAAAGAAGACAAGUCCCCGACAAGGAGACACACACCAGCCAGAGAUGCACAGGAAAAAGACAGAGUUCAUCUAAAGGAAUGUGCACAAACAAAGAAGAUCGACACUGCUGUAAAAAGCACAUGUGAAGUGGACGAUACUUGUAAGCAAUUGAUUGUUGUUAAGGAAGGCCAACCAACAACACAGAAAUCAAAAAGAGGAAGACCAAAGAAGGACAAUAAAACAAGUAAAAAACAAACUGAGGAAGAAGAAGAGCCUGUUUAUCAGAUUGUAGAUUCUCUCGAAGAAGAUCAAGAAAAUACCAUGACGGUAGAAUCGAGUCUUCAUGAAGACAGUAAGCCAAACAUUGAAAUGACUGCAGAUUUCAACACAGUUUUGUUUACCAAAUUGGGUGAAGACAAAGCCCUCACAAGAAGAAAAUGCACACCAACCAGAGAUUCUCAUGAAAAAGACGUAGUUCCUCUAAAGGAAAGUACACCAACACAGGCGAGUAAUGCUCCUGUAGUAAACACUGUGGAGGAAGACACUAUUAUUGAAGAACUGGAUGCUGUUGAGGAUGGCCAACCAGCAACCCAGAAACCAGGAAGAGGAAGACCAAAGAAGAAUAAUAAAACCAGUAAAAAACUAACUGAGGACGAAGAGACCGUUUAUCAGAUUGUAGAUACACUAGAAGGUAAUCAAGACAAAACCAUGAUGGUAGCUCCCAUUCAUAUAGAGGAAACUGAGGCAAAAGUUGAAAUGACUGAAGAUGUCAACACAGUUUUGUUUUCCAAAAUGAAAGAAGACAAGAUCCUCACAAGAGGACAAUGCACACCAGCCAGAAAUUCUCAGGAAAAAUACACAGUUCCUCUAAAGGAAAGUACACCAACCAAGAAGAGUGAUGAUGCUGUAACAAGUACUGGAGAUGAGGACAAUACUUGUGAAGAAUUGGAUGCUGCUGAGGAUGGCCAACCAACAACACAGAAACCAAGAAGAGGAAGACCAAAGAAGGACAAUAAAACAAGUAAAAAGCAAACUGAGGAAGAUGAAGAACCUGUUUAUCAGAUUGUAGAUUCUCUAGAAGAAGAUCAAGAAAAAAACAUGAUGGAAGAAGCCAGUCUGCAGACGGAAAGUGAGACAAAUGUUGAAAUGACUGCAAAUGCCAACACCGAUUUGUUUACCAAAACAAAGGAAGACAAGAACCUCACAAAAAGACGACGCACACCUGCCAGAGAUUCCCAGGAAAAUGACGGAGAGAAAACUCCAAAACCAGAUGUUUGUGUUCCUCUAAUAGAAAGUACACCAACUAAGAAGAGUGAUACGAGGGACUUUGGUGGGGAGGAGGCUACUUAUGAAGUAUUGGAUGCUGUUGAAGAGGUUGUUAGGCCAGCAACACAAGCAUCAAGGAGGGGAAGACCAAAGAAAGACAAUAAAAUAAGUGAAAAACAAACAGAAUAUCUGAAGGUUGACUUGCCCAGAAACGAUGAUGAUGAAGAAGAAGCAACAUAUCAGAUUCUUGACUCUGUUGAGGAUGAGGUGGUUGGUGACCCAGCUCCUGUAGACCAGUCUGAAUGCACAAAAACAUCAAGCGCUUUUGCAGAUGAUGACAUAACGAAGGAAAUAAUUAGGUCACUAUUAAAUGAGGAGGAAGGAGGGACAAUUUAUCAAAUUGUAGAUUCGCUGGAAGAAGAUCAAGUUCAAGAAGAGACGAUGACAGAAACAGCCAUGCAGGAGGGGAGUGAGACUACAGGAGAUAUGGUAGCAAGUACUGACCAUGUACUGUCCAGCCCCUCAACUGUAGAACCAUCUGAACAAGCAGGUAGAGAGGAGACUCCGUUAGCUGGUAAAACAUUGGAGGAUAAAGAGGAUCCAUCUGCUAAAGGCUCUGAUACAGAGGGGAAGGAGAGUACAUUGAAAGCAGAUGUUGUAGGGGAAGACGAGUCUUUAAAUCAGCCAAAUAAUCACCUUGGUGCAUCAGAGAAGAAUAUACCAACAUCACCGAAGAGCAAGGACACAGAAGCAACUGAAAAUAUUCUUGUGAACCUGGAUCAGGUGAGCGAAGAUGAGGAAGAUUAUCCUGAUGACGCGGCUGAGGAAGAAGAACUGAAGAAAAGGCAAGCUGCUGCUAAGAAAAGAGAAGAUGACCGUAAGGAUAAAAUGUCCAGGGAAAGAGAAGCUAUGGAGCGAAGGAGUCGAAGCGGCAGCAGAGGAGGGAGUAGGAAAUCAACAUGGGAACCAGAGAAGACGAGUCAAGAAGAUUUCGAAAAGGUGGAAGUAGACGCCCAGGAUCUGGUGACCCUUGAUGAGGUGGGAGAAGAUGAAGUCGGAGAGGAAGCUGUGACAGAGACUCCAACAUGGAAAGUGGAACUCGCAGAGGGAGAACUGCAGGAUCUCGUUACAUUGGAUGAGAUUGUUGAGGAAGAGGAAGGACAGCUUGAAGCCCCGCCUCAGAGUCUGGAGAGCCAAUUCAAGGACUCUCUAAAGUCAGAGACCUUGCCAACUUCGACAGAAACCACCCAGAUUGAGGACAACAAAGAUGACGAUAAUCAUCCAAAAGAACCUUCAAGCUCUUCUAAACAUAAACUUGAUGACAUCACAGAGGAAGGUGGGAACUUUGUCACUGUUGAUGAGGUGGGAGAGAUUGAGGAAGAGGAGGAAAAGGAGGCAGUAACAAGAAGAGGUCGACCCAGGAAGAGAAGCCGACUGACUCCUGUGAGAAAAUCUGCCAGAGGCAAAACAGUGAAGGAAGAAAAACAUAGACAAGAAGAGGAAGAAAAUAAAUCCCUCCCCUCUGCUUCACUGGAUUCUUCCUCGACUCUGAACACAUCUGGUCCAUCAGGUGACUUUCAGUGUGAGACCCAGAGGAUAGAGGAGGGGAAGAACACCGAAGCUGCUUCUACCGAACAUCAACCUCUGCCUAAAGAUGGACUGAAAUUGGGAUUUGAGGAAGCAGAGAGACGAGAGCACAGAAGGACCGGUGUUGAAGUUGUGGAUAAACGGAAGCAGGAGCCGACUGGACCCGAAGCAAAACGAUCUCGCUCUCAGCCUCCGAGUGUCUCUGUGAGCCUCCAGCUGCCGCCGUUUAAUCCCAAAAAUCCUCUGGGUAAGGAAUUUGUGAAUCCCACGUCUGGGUUUUUCUGCAGUUUGUGUUCUGUUUUUUACUUAAACGAGGAUACGGCCAAGGAAAUCCACUGCAGCAGCCAGGAGCACUACGACAACCUGAAGAACUAUUACCAGAGACUUCAACAAAAUGUCCAAGGCUCGCUCUCGGACGGAUCAGCUUAAACUGCAGAUUAUUUUCCUGGAACAUGAGAAACCACCAAAGCUUUCCAGCACCCAUGAUGGUCUGAGCUGUAACUUUUAGGUUCUUUAUCUUUUUUUUCUUAAAUCUUUCGGUAUUUCAUGAGUUUCUUGUACCUUCUUUAUACAUAAGUUAUGUAUUCCACAGCUAAGAGUGGCAAAUAUACAUAUUUUGGAGUAGUUUGCUCCUAACUUAAUUAGGAAGAAAAAUAACUAACAGUUAUUGCCGACUCAGUAAAUUUUGAGAUAAACAGGCAGUAAAUGAAAUACUGUUUACUAAUGUGGACUGUUCAAAUGAUAGAUUUAUUCUACAAAUCAAAAGGUUACGUUACAUCAACUUUUGCACAGGAAUUUGUCAAUCAGUGUCACAGCAUAGUGCAUCAGUUUCAUGCAAAGUUGAGUUCAGUUUUAUUUAAGCAUGACUUACUAACAGUACCUGGCUAAUGGAAGCUCCUGUUCUGCAUUUAGUUUGGCAGUUAUGAGACUCAGCUUUUGUUUAUGUUGUGACUUUUCUCUUUAAACAAGGGUCCAAUAGGUUGUUUCAUUUCUUUACAUUUAUUUAAAAAUACAAUAAAAACGCAUUGUCACAUGUAAACAAAUUCAUAAAGUGUAAUUAUCUGAUUUGAAAGUUAAUUUUGAACUGUGUGAGUGAUUAAAGGUUGUUUGUCAUUUUGAAUCCUUUUCUGUUGUGACUUUACUGAUGACUGAGAUGAUUAAAAACGAAUUAAAACAUCA